AUGAAGCUUUCCGCAGCCAUCGUAUCAGCUUCCCUCCUUGGGGUUGCCAGCGCCACGAUUCAGGGCUUUGAUAUCUCCAACUACCAGGGCUCUGUGGACUUCGCGUCGGCAUACAAAUCGGGUGCACGAUUUGUCAUUAUCAAGGCAACCGAGGGUACCACCUAUAUUGACACGGGUUUCUCCUCCCACUGGACUGGUGCCACCAACGCUGGGUUCAUCAGGGGAGGGUAUCAUUUCGCACAUCCCGAUUCAAGCUCUGGAGCUGAGCAGGCCAAGUAUUUCAUCAAACAUGGAGGUAACUGGAGUGGUGACGGCAUCACUCUCCCUGGUAUGUUGGACAUCGAAUACAACCCAUCAGGAAGCACCUGCUACGGUCUGAGCGCUUCUGCGAUGGUCAACUGGAUUCAGGACUUCGUUUCGACCUAUCACUCUACCACCGGCCGCUACCCCAUGAUCUAUACCACUGCCGAUUGGUGGAACACCUGCACUGGCAACAGCAAGGCUUUCUCUGCUAACUGCCCUCUUGUCCUUGCCCGAUACGGUUCCUCCCCAGGAACCAUUCCGGGCGGCUGGGAGUUCCAGUCCAUCUGGCAGAAUUCCGACAGCUACACCUACGGUGGAGACUCCGAUAUUUGGAAUGGUGACCUCAAGGGGCUGCAGAAGAUGGCUAGCGGUUAGACCGAGAAAAAACCGUAGAUUGGAAAAUCUGGAGAGCAGCAACUUCGAAUCCUUUCCAUUGCAUAUUCCAGGUUCGUGUUAGUUUAGUCUAUUGUGCACAUACGAUUCGGGAUGACUGUUAUUGCCAUUGUGGUAAGCGGAAUGGUAUAUGCCAA
This is a messenger RNA of Monascus purpureus, 833 nucleotides long. The record is from the annotation of a GenBank genome assembly. NCBI's taxonomy places the organism in Eukaryota, Fungi, Ascomycota, Eurotiomycetes, Eurotiales, Aspergillaceae.